Messenger RNA from Impatiens glandulifera, 3001 nucleotides. Its product is annotated as probable inactive ATP-dependent zinc metalloprotease FTSHI 1, chloroplastic. The record is from RefSeq and is a predicted model, not a curated record. Gene Ontology annotation, molecular function: ATP binding; metalloendopeptidase activity; ATP hydrolysis activity. Lineage: Eukaryota; Viridiplantae; Streptophyta; Magnoliopsida; Ericales; Balsaminaceae. Gene Ontology annotation, biological process: proteolysis. Gene Ontology annotation, cellular component: chloroplast thylakoid.
GAUUCUUUUGCACAGCAGAUAGUUUGACAAUUUUCACACUCUCAAUUCAGCAAGUUCAUCACGAUGAUAUGAUAUACUAUCAAUACCCAGUAUUCUAGAACCCUAGAAAUUGAUUUCUAGAAUUCAAAACCUGCAACCGUUCAUGGUUUCCACAAUGGGAACCAACGAAAUUUUGACAUCAUCCAAAUUUUUCCGUCCAAAACCCUCAAUUUUCCUUCCAAAAUCCCUUGUUAAUAUACGAAGGUUUAAUCCCACAUCACUUCCUCUCUAUUCUCCACCGACUCGAUUGAAGCUCAUCUAUACCCAUAGAGGAAGACCCUCAUUUGUUAAUCCGUCUUGUGCACUUUUCCGGAAAUCAAAUUCGAAGGUUAGUUCUGAAACUGAUACAAAUGCCACAGAAGAUGAUUUUGUCACUAGGGUUUUGAAAGAAAACCCUAGUCAAGUCGAACCCAGGUACUUAAUUGGUGAUAAAUUCUACACUAUUAGUGAAAAAGAGGAAUUGAAAAGAAAUAGGAAUUCUGGGUUAUUGGAAAUUCUUAGAAAUUGGCCAUUGAAAAAGAUGCUAAAGAAGGAAGAUGAAGAUAAUAAGACUGUGACUGGAGAUGAGUCGGAUACUGUUUGUUUGAAAGACCUUUUGAGGGAGCAUAAAGGUAAGCUUUACGUUCCUGAACAAGUUUUCGCGAAGAAUUUGCCUGAAGAGGAGGAAUUCGAUAGGGAGUUUGAGAAUUUGCCAAGGUUUAGUUAUGAGGAUUUCCUGAAAUAUAUGAAAUCUGAGAAGGUUAAGUUGAUCACUUUUAAGGAGGACAAAGGUCUCACUAAUGGGGCCAGGAAUUUUAUAGUUGAAUUGAAGUCGAUACCUGGUGACAAGAGCUUGCAGAGAACAAAAUGGGCAAUGAGACUAGAUGAGGGUCAAGCACAGGCUCUUCUCGAGGAGUAUUCAGGACCACGGUAUGAAGUCGAGAGAAAAAUGAUGACUUGGGUUGGGAGAUUACCAGAAUAUCCUCAUCCUGUGGCCAUGCAAAUAUCAACAAGAAUAAUGGUAGAGCUUGGGGUUCUAACUGCUGUAAUGGUUGCGGCAACCAUUGUUGUGGGAGGAUUUCUUGCAUCAGCUGUUUUUGCCGCAACCAGUUUUGUUUUUGCAGUGGCUUUAUAUAUUGUCUGGCCCAUUGCUAAACCUUUCCUUAGGCUUUUUCUUGGCCUUGCACUCGGUAUUCUAGAAACGGUGUGGGAAAGUAUGAUCGAAUGGUUCACGGAUGGAUGGUUUUUUUCCAAGUUGAAUGAGCUCUACACUCUUGGUGGUAUAUCUUCCGGUCUUGAAAUGCUAAAACCAAUCUUGCUCGUGUUUUUUGCUAUGGUCCUUCUCAUCCGAUUUACACUUUCCAGAAGACCUAAGAAUUUCAGAAAAUGGGAUAUAUGGCAAGGCAUUGAAUUUUCUCAAUCGAAGCCUCAAGCCCGUAUUGAUGGUUCAACUGGAGUUACAUUUAAUGAUGUGGCAGGUAUUGAUGAAGCAGUUGAAGAACUUCAAGAGCUAGUAAGAUAUUUGAAGAAUCCAGAUCUCUUUGAUAAGAUGGGAAUCAAGGCUCCACAUGGUGUUCUCCUGGAGGGUCCACCUGGUUGCGGCAAGACCUUGGUGGCAAAGGCCAUAGCUGGUGAAGCUGGCGUUCCCUUUUAUCAGAUGGCUGGAUCUGAAUUUGUUGAAGUUUUGGUUGGUGUUGGUUCUGCUCGUAUUAGGGAUUUGUUCAAGAGGGCCAAGGUAAACAAACCAUCGGUUAUUUUUAUUGACGAGAUCGAUGCAUUGGCUACAAAGCGGCAAGGAACAUUCAGUGAUUCCAGCGAUGAGAUGUACAAUGCUGCGACACAAGAACGAGAGACAACGUUGAACCAGCUGCUGACGGAGCUUGAUGGAUUUGACACAGGCAAAGGCGUAAUAUUUUUGGGUGCUACAAACCGAAGGGACUUAUUAGAUCCUGCACUUCUUCGGCCAGGUCGUUUUGACCGUAAGAUAAGAAUUCUUCCUCCAAGUGCAAAAGGGAGACUGGAUGUUUUGAAAGUUCAUGCCCGAAGUGUAAAGAUGUCAAAUUGUGAUUUAUCUACUUAUGCUAAAAACUUGCCGGGUUGGUCAGGAGCAAAAUUGGCUCAACUUUUGCAAGAGGCUGCUCUAGUGGCUGUGAGGAAAGGACAUAAUGCCAUUCUUCAAUCAGAUAUGGAUGAUGCUGUUGACCGUCUUACAGUGGGACCCAGAAAAGUAGGAAUUGAGCUAGGACAUCAGGGACAAUGUCGUAGAGCCCACAACCGAAGUGGGAACUGCGUUGAUCGCUCACUUGUUAGGCAAUUGGAGAAUGCUAAAGUUGAAAGCUGUGACCGUAUCUCAAUUAACCCUCGUGGCCAGACGCUAUCCCAAGUUGUUUUCAACAGACUAGAUGAUGAAGCUUAUUUGUUUGAGCGAAGGCCACAAUUGCUUCAACAUUUGAAGAUAUUACUUGGUGGAAGAGCGGCUGAAGAAGUAAUUGGACGUGAUACAUCAAGAGCAUCGGUUGACUACCUUGCAGAUGCUUCCUGGCUCGCACGUAAAAUUAUCUCAAUAUGGAAUUUGGAGAAUCCGAUGGUGAUACAUGGAGAACCGCCACCAUGGAGGAAGGGUAAUAAGUUUGUGGGCCCCAGGCUAGACUUUGAAGGAUCGUUAUAUGAUGACUACGAUCUGAUCGAGCCUGCCCUUAAUUUUGAAUUGGACGAUGAUAUUGCAAAGAGGACCGAAGAAUUACUUUGCAACUCUUGAGAAACCCUUAACUUGCUGAGAAAGCACCAUGCAGCUUUGCUUAAGAGUGUCAAGGUUCUUCUGAGCCAAACAGAGAUCUGUGGAGAAGAAAUAGACUACAUUUUAAACAAGUACCCGCCAUUUACCCCCACGAACCUUAUACUAGAGGAAGAUCCGGGAGGCCUUCCAUUCUUCGUGAGGGAACAAGAACAAAACCAGGAAUUGGAGCCAAGUUUGUCUUCAUAA